GAAGACGCAGCCGAUAUACGUUGCAUAGUAUCUCAGGCCGGCGAAUAUUGUACAGCUGGUAGUGACGUGUAUCCGGCGGGUGAAGCGCGCGCGAUUUGGACGAGAGAAUGUGGCGGCGCGAGCGCCGGGAGAAGCUGCUGGCGCCCAUGGAUGACUUGUUGCGGUGCGGCAUUUGUUUUGAAUAUUUCAACAUUGCAAUGAUGAUACCUCACUGUUCUCAUAAUUAUUGUUCACUCUGUCUACGAAAAUUUUUAUCAUACAAGACCCAGUGUCCUAUAUGUUGUGUGACAGUGACUGAACCAGAGCUGCUAAACAACAGAGUAUUGGAUGAAUUAGUGAAGUGCUUUCGUACUGCAAGAGAGCUGCUGUCCGACUGUGAUUUUCAAUCCCCUCCAGUCUCGCCUCAGGCAGUGCAAGCAGUGGAUAUAUCCAACAAGAAUCAAUUGUCUGAUUACAAAGCUCAUGCCAGAAUGAAGAGGGAGAUGAAUUGCAUGGACAGAUUUCUCUUUCUGAACCGUUCGUCCAUCAAGCCAUCGGGGGCAGAAUCUACUGAGAAACAGUGUGAAGAGGACCAGAGUAACACUUGCACACAAACAAUUACUGCUAAUUGCUUGGCAGACCUAGCUCAAAAGGAUAAUGAUCCUGAACCAUCAACUUCUGGAUUGAAGGAUAUUGUGAAAGUGGAUUGCCCUGUCUGUGCAGUUGCUAUCCCUGAAAAGAAUAUUAACAGGCAUCUCGACAACUGCCUAACACGGGAAGAUAAAAAAGAAAGUCUACGAAGCUCUGUGAACAAAAGGAAACUGUUGCCUAAACUGGUAUAUAAUUUACUUUCUGACCGAGAUCUGAAAAAGAAGUUGAAGGAGUGUGGUCUGUCAACUCAGGGCAGCAAAGCACAACUGGUUAAACGACAUCAAGAAUUCAUACAAAUGUACAACUCACAGUGCGACUCCUUAAACCCCAGAUCAGCCAAAGACAUCAUUAAAGAAAUUGAAAAGAAUGAAAAGACCCGAGUUCAGCUGGAAGCCAAAUUCGGUGAAAAUGCAAUGAAAUUCACAAAAGAUCAGACUGAAGAACAAAUUGAUGCAGUCCACAAGGAAUAUUGUGCAAAACACAAGCAGGAGUUUCAACAGCUGAUUACUGAGGUGACGAGCAGAUGGAAAUCUAAGGAGACGAAAUUAAAGAGUGAACACAAUAAAGAAACUGAACAACAGUGUUUAACUAUCAGAGGAAUUGAUGCUGAUGAGAUAGACAGUAACACAGAAAAGGCUUGCCAGGAUGAGCCUCAGUUACCAGAGAUAGCAGCUGCGCUUGAGGCAUUGGAUGCUUUGAAACAUGAGCCGUGUUCCUUCGAUGUGGUUCUACCUUCAUCCUUGUCAACAUCCAGCAGCUCUGACUCAGAUAUUUGCAGAGAUACUGAAUAUUCCCAGGAGCACGAAGAAUCAACAGAUAUGCAAUUGUCAAAUGUGAACACUGGGAAAAGGAAAAUGAGAGAACCGUUCAAGAAAAAGAGUUCUAUAAAUAAGCGGGCAAGGAUGUGAGCAUUCCUACAAGAAACAUGACAAGCUUGCAAUGAAUAUUGUGUUAAUAAAGAAAAUGUAGUUUUAAUCUGUGUACACUCAACAUUUAACAAUUACGCAUUGAUGUGUGAACGGUGGUGGUAUAAAUACGCUAUCUUUAAUUAUUGAUAAAGAAGUAGGAAUAUUCUUGGAAUAUUCUCCGCUGGACUUUUACUCUCUAGACUUUUAGUAACUUACAGGUUUAAGGAAAAUAUCCGAAAAGUGUCGAAAAAGCCAGGAUGAAGGCAGAUAACUCACGUAACAGGAUUAAGGGAUUAGUUUAAAUCCUUCUUAGUACAUGUGGUUUAUAUCAAUAAGGUUACAACUAAGAAUAGUGUACCAAUAAUUUCAUUGCUAUAUUUGAUUGCUGUUGUCCUCUAUUUGCUACAUAUUGAUAUAGGUUAAUAAUUUCUUAUGCUACAGUGCACAGUCCCCUUUUUCUAUAUAUUUUGAUUCUUUCAUCUUGCUCUUCAGUGAUCUCUUUAAUUGAUUUAAUUGAAAGAAAAAUUUGGGCAAAGAUCAUCUUUGGUCACCAGUACUACAUGUCUGAUGUAUUUUGUUGCCAGUAGGAAUCACCUUCACAAGUUUUAUUUCACAAUGAAACUAAAUGUUUGGGAGGUAUAUAAAAUGAAAGUAAAUAAUUGUGUACGUAUUCAGGACUAUUGGCAAGAGCUCAUUAAUGUUAAAUUGUCAAUUUUUUACUCUAGGCAGUACAUACCAUUACUUAAAGGCUACUUUUUGAUCACAUACCGAAUAGUCAGUGGACACAUCAAUAUCAUUUGAAGUGUCUGCAGUGAAUUUGGCUCUUCGCCAGUGAUGAGAAUAAUCACAGUAGCAGUCAAUUAGCAUCCUCAGCCUGCGAUUCAGAUAAGAGACAUCAUUGUGUUUUAAUCACGCAGCUAUAAUCAUGGUUGGAUGAUUUGAUUUUACAGUGCCUUGAAAAGAAAGUUGGAGGAACACAAAAAGUAAUAAUGGCUUGGUAGGGAAUUUAAAAAGGUAAAUGGAAGAGCAAGUUCAGUAACAGCUGCAGGUUACUGAGUGAAAUUGCAUGCUUUCAAAGUGACACAUAAGCCAUGGAUCUCAUGGUAGCCACUUGGUUAUUUGCCCAAUGUACUUGUUUAUUACUGGGAUAUGUUUUGGCCUGUGACCAGAUAGUUUUAGCCAGUAUAUUUUAUUCAACUGCAUACAGCUUGGAUGUGGUAAAUGAGACGAUACAAAAAUGAGCAACCAAGUAUUUGAUUGAUUUUCUUACAACUGAUUUUUAUUUAAAAUUGUUUAUGUCAAAACAUAUAGCAUAUUUUAUUUAUAUAUUUGGAGGGGGUUAACUUUGGUCACUUAACAUUGUAGUUAAGUGUAAAAACUAGAUUACACUUCCUUUGCGAAGUUUGCUAUUUUAUUUUUACUGAAGACCUUUGCUGUUACUUCCUAGCUCUUUCUCUUUUCAAAAGGUUAUAUGAAUCAUUGACAUAACUGUGUUGUACAGUAUUGAGAUGCAGAUGCAAGUAUAUGUAAGUUGAGCAAGUGUGAACACAAGUAACCAAGUUUGCAAGCACAUAGCCAAGAUGUGCACACCUGAAGCAAAGUUCACCCCUGGCAAUUGUCUCAUUGCACCAGACAUUGAAAGUUGAGAGGUAAUUCUUCAUACAAGAUACUUUUUUUAAAAAAAAAGCACUGACUCUAAAGUAACUUUAUUUUUACCACAUGGUAUUGAUGAAAUGUGGUUUAAUCUCUUUGAUUAUGUGAAUUCCUCAGUAUAUGUGGGCUCUCAGUAUCUGUUUGUGUAUUUUACUUAUGAGAAUGAUAAAUUGACAUGAAUUACAAGGUAUGAAUAUGAAUUAACAUAGCUCAUCUGGAAUAAAGAUAAGGAAUAGUUGGAUCCUUAGUUGUGCAUUUUACUGAUAGUUGUAUGAAUCUUGCAUCAUCUUCUAGCCUUUCUGGUGUUUAAACUUAAGAUGAGUUUUCAUUAUACAAACACAUAAAGUUUUAUAAUAUUAGCCAACCAUCAUCAAACGCACAUGUGUUCCACCUAGCAAUAAUUUAGGAUGUUACCAAACACAAGAUUAAUGUAUCAUUUAGUAUAUUGUAUCCAAUGUUAUCAAUUAAAUUACAUAAUGAUAAAAAUACCAUUGAACCCCAAGUAAUUUGCUUUGCACACUGUUGAUAUUUCACUAUUAAUUCUAUGACCCAUGCCAGGCCUGCAAACGCCAUUACUUCAUUUUUAGCUUUGAAAGCAUUGCUUUUCUACGUUCAUACUUCAAAUGGGGAUGAAAUAAGAAUUUCACAGUGAACGCUAACAGAUAGAUCUCUUCCCGAUUCCUUGCCGUACAUAAAGUUGAUAGCUAUCGCUGGAACUGAGAUCAAAACAAGUUAGUCUAAAGCUAAGAACAAUUGUGAAUUUCUCAGUAUACUUUUUAAGAGCUAUCGUAGCAUUUUCAUAAUCAUUUGUUUGGCAUAUGUGUGAUUUUCUUUUACUGCUCAGGUUAAAUGUAUUCUUUCACAGAAAAUUGAACAAAAUUUAACAGUAGAGGAUAAAGGAAAGAUAGUAUAUUCUAUAAAAUAUGCGUGUGGGCUAUAGUUUGCAGACUCUAAUUAAAUUGUUUGCUGAGUAAAUACAUUUGUAAGUUGUUUGCUCUUUGUAAUCUCCUCGUGUAAUAAAAAACAGUGUGUAUAAUUA
This is a messenger RNA of Leucoraja erinaceus (little skate), 4230 nucleotides long. RefSeq names its product RAD18 E3 ubiquitin protein ligase (gene rad18). The record is from RefSeq and is a predicted model, not a curated record. Gene Ontology annotation, cellular component: Rad6-Rad18 complex; nucleus. The transcript is spliced from 13 exons. Lineage: Eukaryota; Metazoa; Chordata; Chondrichthyes; Rajiformes; Rajidae. Gene Ontology annotation, molecular function: ubiquitin protein ligase activity; single-stranded DNA binding. Gene Ontology annotation, biological process: protein monoubiquitination; DNA damage tolerance. Bases 108 to 1538 code for a protein of 476 amino acids.